This is a messenger RNA of Mizuhopecten yessoensis (Yesso scallop), 1417 nucleotides long. Its product is annotated as piRNA biogenesis protein EXD1-like. The transcript has 2 exons. The record is from RefSeq and is a predicted model, not a curated record. The coding region runs from base 131 to 955 and encodes 274 amino acids. NCBI's taxonomy places the organism in Eukaryota, Metazoa, Mollusca, Bivalvia, Pectinida, Pectinidae. Gene Ontology annotation, biological process: nucleobase-containing compound metabolic process. Gene Ontology annotation, molecular function: nucleic acid binding; 3'-5' exonuclease activity.
UGUAGCUAACUCCGAAGCAGUCAACCGCAAUCAGUUUGGAUUCGCUGGAAGUUUUGGGUUUUCCCAUAGUUUACUGGAUUCCUUUCAGUAACGAUUAUACCACAUCGACACCACAACCAGGGCUCAAAGGAUGGCUCACAAAAUGCCGGAAGAGAUUUGCUGUCACGUCGUUGACGACAAUGCCUAUGUAACGGAGGUUGUGCUCGAAGUAAAAAGCCACGAACGUAUUGCUUUGUUCUGUGAGGGUGUGGAGGUUAGCAGAAAGGGUCAACUUUCAGUCAUUAUCAUAGGAACCACAACAAAAGUGUACAUCUUUGACAUUUUAAAACUAGGCAAAGAAGCAUUCAACAAUGGACUUCGAGAUAUCCUUCAAGAUAAAACCAAAGAAAAGCUCAUGUUUGACUGUCGGGAGGACUCGGACUGUCUCUAUCAUCAAUUCAAAGUGCAACUUUCCGGCGUGCUUGAUCUGCAACUACUGGAAGUGAUGUAUCGGAAGACAUCAUCUGCGCCGUCCUCAAUAGAUGGUGCGUGUCCAUCUCGGAGAAGUGAAAUGGUUGACGCCAUAGACAAUGUUACCGGCUUCGUGAAGUGCAUUGAAGUACAUACAAAAGAUAAAGAUGUGCGCAAAGCAAUGGAUAGAAGCUGGAUCGGGUAUGACGGCAAAAAAUGGCUAAAAAGACCUCUGCAACAGUCCAUAGAAGUCUACUGUUGCGCCAAGACAUCUGCAAUGUUCACUCUGUUUGAGAAUCUCAAUGGGCAUGGGGAGAAUCUACCGCGCCUUCGUGUUGCUUCUGAACGGUACGUUAACUUGCUAAAGGACAUACCACAGAGGCGGUUCGAUAGACUAGAGACUCAUACAUUCCUACCACUGGACAUCAUCCAAUUGGAAGGGACUCUGACAUUUCCGUUAGCGAAUACAAAAUGUGUUAUCUGUCAGCGUCUGUUUACUAGGUAAGAAUUCAGUCGGACGCAACUGCGUAAAAAGCAGCAGAAAUGCCGGGUGUGUAAGAAAGUACUAUUUCUUCAGCGCACAGAGAGGAUUCGAGAAAAAGAAUAUGAGCGAGAAUGUUCGAAACGCGACGAAGAUUACAAUUAUCCGUCAGACGAACCUCAGACAGAAUUGCAACAACGGGAAGAAGACUACGACGAAUACGGAAAUCAUUUUGACGAUGACGAGAUAUCAAGCGACGAGCUCGAACACUUAGACGAUUGGUAAUGAUUUAUAUACGGAAGCCAUUUUGACGAUGACGAGAUAUCAAGCGACCAGCUGGAACACUUAGGCGAUUGGGAAUCAUUUCUUACUUUUGUAACUGGUGACUUUAUCAAACAGAUAACAACGUGAUUAUAAAUGUAUUUAUUAAAGGACUUCCCAUCAUUCGUAAUACACAUGUUUUUCUUGUCGUAUUUUCGUGUCGUC